Molecule: messenger RNA, 711 nt
Organism: Emericellopsis atlantica
Lineage: Eukaryota; Fungi; Ascomycota; Sordariomycetes; Hypocreales; Bionectriaceae
Product: RNA polymerase III subunit C17
Exons: 2
Coding region: 102-563 (153 amino acids)
Biological process (GO): transcription initiation at RNA polymerase III promoter
Cellular component (GO): RNA polymerase III complex
Molecular function (GO): nucleotide binding
Source: RefSeq, a predicted model, not a curated record
UUUAAUGCCAUGGUCACACUCAAGCAAAACUUCCUUCAUUGAAACGGGGUGUAUCGACUUGGGAUCAUUCUCGCAAACUCAGCAGCAGCCGUUAAUCCACGAUGAAGGUCCUCGAAGCUCAGUCUGCCGUACUCUCCAACUUUGAGGUCCAUCAGCAUGUCCUGCAACAGAGAGAGCGGUACAAGAAAAGUCGCCAUCGUGGCCCACCCAACUACGAAACUGUCGUCAAAGAGCUGAGCAGCUGGCUCGAGGCAUCGCCCAGUCCCAUGAGCCAGAAGCCUACUCCCUAUACACUUCAAUCCAUCCCCACGCUACUGGAACGCCUGCGGCCAUAUGAUCUGUCCAAGGGAGAGGUGGUCAUGAUCCUCAACCUCCGGCCUGCCAAUGUGGUCGCACUCAAUGUCAUUGUAGAGGACAUGGCCGGCCGUUUCGAUGAGACGCAGCAGGAGGAGCUUGUCACCAUCAUCACCGAGGUGCUAGGCGCCUUUGAACCAGCUGAAGAGGCUCCGCAGGAGAAUGGCGAAGGCGACGUUGCCAUGGACGACGCGGGCCAGGCCGCUUGAUGGUGCCCUUGAGGUGUGUCAAUCACAGUAUUGUACACCCACCUUCCGUCUGACCGCCGGCUGCUGUCGAUGUCUUGAUGGCCGUCUUGCAUAUGUCCUCAAAAGCCGGCUUGAUCAACUCCCCCGUGACCGCGGAGCACUCAACAUA